UGCGACUCAUAUGAGGAGUGGGUGGAGUCACGGAUGAUUGACAGGAUAUUCUGGAGGCACGGCAGGCGAGUAAUCUGGCAAAUUGACCUCAGCCACACCGUCAGGCUACAGACGGCGAAUUUUGAACGAAAUUUCGCCCUAAAUCGGGAAUUUCAUCGCGUUUUGAUGCCGAAAUAUUGGCCAGAAAGUACCAUCCAUGGACUUCCAUCUCUGAUGUUCGUGUUUGAGAGCAGAUAAUGAUGAAGAUGAAGCUGCGAGCGGCGGGAGGCGAAAAUCACCGAUGCGACUUGAAUUCCGUUAACGGAUCCGAUCGUGAGCGCGGCACUGGAGCGGCUCAGCUCGACAAGGAGGCGGUGUUCGAGUGGUUCGGCUUACAGCUGAACCCGUCCGGACGCGUGGAGCUGCUUUGCGGGCUGCUGCAUAUGUGUCAGCCGCUGGAGCUACGCUUCCUCGGCGCCUGUCUGGAGGAUUUGGCCCGGAGAGAUUUCACCGUCCUGCGAGAUUAUGAAAUCCGGGCCAACUGCCCCGCUGAUCUGGAGGGGCUGGUGGACGUAAGCGACCCCGUUGUGCUGUCCAAACUGCUCGUUUAUUUGUCUUUGCUCGGAUCCAAGAGUAGGGAAUGCGCCGGGAUUCUCUUCAGGACGUUGAGUCGAAUGGACGCCGGGAUGUGCGGCGCUCUACCGGAGCCGGAGACUGUGGAUCAACUGCGGCUGCUCUUCACGAUGGGAUCAUUACACCCGGCGUUCAGUUUCUAUCAGCGGGAAGAGCUGCGAGCGCAGUUGGAUAGACUCCAAAGAUGGAGCCAGUUUUCCAGGCCAGGGUUCCUCUGUCCACACCGGGAGAAUGACGUAGACUGGACUCUUUGCAGCAAUGCCAAUCCACACCUCAGCAGCACGUCACAGAGGGAAGUGGUGCACAUUGAGAAGAUCAUUCUGAAGGAGGUUUCUAUGGGAGAAGACGGCAGGCAGUACAGUUUUGAGGUGAAAUGGUCAGACUCUUCAUCCACUACUGUCACCAAAAGUCAUCGUGAGUUGGAGGAUUUUCUAUUAAAGCUUCCUAAGGAGCAGAGCCCUGAUGGCUUUGAGAAGGGUAUCAUCAGAUUACUCAGUCGUGGAGAUCAAUGUGAAUCCAGAGAACUGGAGAGAAACCUCAGGGAGAAGUUCCUGUCUUUAUCACAGGAUGUCCUUCAGAGAUGUGACGUUUCCAGGUUCUUCCUGUCUGAUGCGUCUGUACGGCCAUGCAGCCACUGUACCAGUGCGCCCGUAGCCAGAAUCCAUCAGCCUGAACGCGGUUUUUCUGAGGACUGCUCAGAGACUUCCAGCCUGGAGGAGGAUACGGAGGCUUACAGCGUCAGAGCUGCUGGACUGAGUAGUCAGCGCUCUGAAUGCCAGAGGACAGGAAACUGUGAGCAGAACAGAGAGAGAGUUUGGAAGAAAGAAACUGAAUUGGAACAGAGCUCCACAAAUGACAGAAGAAUCUUUACGGCUGGACAGAAGAACAAAACAAUAUCAGCUGGAAAAAGGGAGAGAGGCAGACGAGUUACAGGUGUCAAGACUUCUAAUGGAAUCCAGAAACCUUCUGCAGCACUGAUGAUCAACCAGGGAGCUUGCAAAGACGCAGGAAGGGACCGGUAUGGGGACACGUCAUCGGAGAGCUCGAACUCUGUGCCAUCCAGCCCUGUUCACCAGAAGAGCCUGGAAGACCAAGGUGUGUUAUUCAGUAUGUGAUAGUUAAUCAAAAAAAAUCUGUAAUUUACUCACCCUCAUGUUGUUCCAAACCCGUACUACUUUCUUCUGUGAAAGUCACAAAAGGGGAUGUUUAGC
Sinocyclocheilus anshuiensis is the source of this 1823-nucleotide messenger RNA. RefSeq names its product zinc finger CCHC domain-containing protein 2-like. The transcript is spliced from 12 exons. Bases 237 to 1727 code for a protein of 496 amino acids. NCBI's taxonomy places the organism in Eukaryota, Metazoa, Chordata, Actinopteri, Cypriniformes, Cyprinidae. The record is from RefSeq and is a predicted model, not a curated record.